Messenger RNA from Bipolaris oryzae ATCC 44560, 639 nucleotides. RefSeq lists its product as uncharacterized. NCBI's taxonomy places the organism in Eukaryota, Fungi, Ascomycota, Dothideomycetes, Pleosporales, Pleosporaceae. The transcript has a single exon. The record is from RefSeq and is a predicted model, not a curated record. Bases 1 to 639 code for a protein of 212 amino acids.
AUGACCUCGGACAUUGAUCGUUGGGAAUUUCCAUCCAAUCUCCUGCGUCUCUCCAAACAAAUCCUCGCUAGCAUGACAGGAACCCAAUCUCCAGUCAAGCAAACAUUCCUACUCAGUCCCACUCCCUCGGAAGAAAGCUUCCGUCCAGACUCUCCUAUACUUCAACCUUUUUAUGGAGGAGAUGCCCUGAGAACUGCCAACACGUCAGACAUCUCCUUGUAUUCACCCUCCACUUCAACAGGUAGUAUUCGGGAAAAUGAUCGAGGAACUUGGCGAUCUGCAGAUGCAAGGAUGAGCGAUAUUCUUCCAGAUGAUGUCGAUCUCUAUGCCGAGCCCGAGCCGCAUGUACAUGAGGAGAUUACCGAGACACAUGGUAGACAGCAUCAGUCCGUAACAGAGGAAGAUCCAAUCUUUGGCCCAGAAGUUAAGACUAGGUUGCAAACGAUCAACGAGGAUGAUUUUCCAUACUAUCCUUUGCCCUCGCACGCUUCGCUACCCAUAGUCCCUGUGCAUGAGGAAACGAAGACAGUUGUAAACAAUGAUGCGCGACCACUGGUGAGGAGAGGAGUAAGGGCAAUGAGGCUGAGAAAGUAUCUGAAGUGCGUGUUUCGAAACUAUGGAAUUAAGAGGGGUAAUUAG